AUGUCGAAAUACGUUUCAACAUAUUCUUGUCGAAUCAACGAUGAUCAAGAUGAAUCGAUGAACAAAAAAUAUCGAAGAUUUCAAAUGAAUAAAUUGAUUGAUGAAACGUUGGAAAUGAAUCGACGAUUAAAUAAAUAUGAAAUCUUUCAAAGAAAAACUUUAAAUCUCGUUUUUAUGGGUAAAAGUGGAAUUGGAAAGAAAACGAUUUCAAAUGUUUUAGAAAAUCCCUUUUAUAUUUCAUCACCAUCGAAACUUUAUUAUGAAAAUACUCAAAUAGAUCUUCAUCCAAUUUCCAUUCAAAAUUGUCAUUUCAAUCAACCAAAUUGGAUUUGUUGUUUAAAUAUUUUAAAAGCUCAUAUUGGAAUUGGAAUAAGUGGACAAGAAGGACAACAAGCUGUUUUAGCGAGUGAUUUUAGUUUUGGUCAAUUUCGUUAUUUAGAAAGAUUAUUAUUAAUUCAUGGAAGAUUAUCUUAUCUUCGUGUAUCAAAAUUUUUACGUUAUUUCUUUUACAAAAAUUUCGCUUUUACAUUUUGUCAUUUUUGGUUUUCAUUCUUUUGUGGUUUUUCAGCACAAACUGUCUAUGAUCCAAUGUAUGGAGCUUUAUAUAAUUCCUUAUUUUCAACAUUUCCAAUUUUAUUUUUAAGCAUCUUUGAUCGAGAUGUCAAUGAUAAUUAUUCGUUAAACAAACCGUAUUUAUAUAUUCCCGGGCAAAAAGAUGAAUUUUUCAACAAAAAAGUUUUAAUCAAAAGUAUUUUUCAUGGAAUUUUAUCUUCAUUGCUCAUUUUCUUCAUAACAUAUCUAUCGAUAUCGAAUGGUAAAAUGAUUGAAAUGGAUCUUCAAUCAUUUGGAUUUUUAAUUGGAACAAUUAUUGUCAUUAUCGUUAAUCUACAAAAUGCUUUGCAAAUUUGGUAUUGGACAAUUUAUUAUCAUUUAGCAUUAUGGUUAACAAUUCUCAUUUAUUUUCUCUUUCAUUUAACACUUUAUUCGACAUAUCUAAUGAAAUUCUUUCGAACAAAUUAUACUUAUGUCGGAGUUGCCAAACAAAUUCUCUUCGAUCCGAAGUUUUAUUUGAUUUUAAUCUUAAUUUGUGUUGUUCUUCUUUUACCCGUAUUUAUCCAAGAAUUUUAUCAAAUGCGAUUCAUUCCCGAUGAGACGAACAAAGCUCGUUAUAAUCAAAAAUAUCGUUAUGAAGAAAAAGCACGAUUUAUUGAACAUAUUCGACCAAAAAAACAUUUGCGAAAACGUUUACCAAGAUCAAGUUAUGCUUUUGCUCAACAAGAAGGUUGGGGAAAAUUAAUAACAUCAGGAAUAAUGCAAACUAAAAAGAAACCACAUACAAGAGCAUCACAUGAUCUUAAUAUUCAUCAACGAAAAAGAAAAUGUGAUACACCAUUUCCACUUCGAUGGUCUUCACCAGAAGUUUUACUUUAUCAAGAAUAUAGUUUCAAAUCUGAUGUUUGGUCAUAUGGAAUACUUCUUUGGGAAAUAUUUUCACUUGGUCAAAUGCCUUUUAAUGAUUCAAUAACAAAUGAUAUGGCUGCUAAAAGAAUUAAAACAGGACAAAUGUUAAAUAAACCAUCUUUAGCUAAUGAAAAUAUUUAUCAAGAUAUUAUUCAACAAUGUUGGAUAUUUAAAUCUGAUGAUCGACCAAGUUUUUCAAUUUUAAAAGAAGUUUUUAAUAAAAUCUUUCAACGAUCAACACCACCAUUGUCAUUUUAA
Molecule: messenger RNA, 1719 nt
Organism: Adineta ricciae
Lineage: Eukaryota; Metazoa; Rotifera; Eurotatoria; Adinetida; Adinetidae
Source: the annotation of a GenBank genome assembly